Molecule: messenger RNA, 3183 nt
Organism: Xylaria bambusicola
Lineage: Eukaryota; Fungi; Ascomycota; Sordariomycetes; Xylariales; Xylariaceae
Exons: 1
Coding region: 125-3052 (975 amino acids)
Source: RefSeq, a predicted model, not a curated record
CUCUCACCAACCACCAAACCUCGACCUGAAGCUUCAACGAUAAUCGUAUCCCCAUGUUACGGCACAUCUCUUGGGCACGAUAAAGAAUUUCCUCGUCGGCUAUGGCUAAUUGGAGCGGGAGAAUAUGUCACCACCGCUGCCCCUUCCCUCAAAGGCGGCUGUUCGUGCCCUACGCAGCAUUGCCCUAGGAACGUCGUGUGCGAUCGGCGCGAUACUCGAAGACCGAAGACGGCGAAUAAGUACACUGAAGACAGCAGUUGCGAACAAAGAAAAGCUCAAGUCAUCGAGACACUAUCAUCAAUACAGCCUAGAGCAACCAGAGCAACCGUUAUGGUCGCUAGACGAUGCUUCCUUGGUCGGCCCGAGCAUGCAAUGGUCCGAAUUGGAGAGCUAUAGGUCUGGGAAGCAUUACAAAGUCGAGACAACCGACCUAGAAGAUGCAGUUACUGGCGGUAUUGAAACUCGAGACCCGGUACAUGAUGAAAACAUCGGAGGAUAUAUACAACUACCUCAGCCGACACCAUCACCGUCAUUGCCGCCGCCGCCUGCUUCUCAACAACUAUUUCCCCCGAACCGUCGGCCUCAGUACUCAGUGGCUCGCCAGUCAACACAUGAUAACCUGGUCUGUAGUGCGGUGCGUGCUUCUUCGCCGAGUCCAACAAGUGAAGUACAGAAGGACCGAAACGACCCCUUGCCAUCGAUCGAGAAUCUUUUGGUGCGCCCAGAUAGUGGUAAACUGGAUCGAGCUGUUUCGUUAUUCUUAUUGAGUUAUCCCAAAUUCGCCUCUGGCCCUCAACGCGAUGCGUGGCUAGCGCUUUCAGUCCGUCUUUCACAGGAAUGUGAAUCAUGGAAUCGAUGGGAAGAUUCCAGCCGGCUGUUAGCUGUUGUCAUCAAGCUCGACUCGCUAACGGAAGCCCAAUAUUUGGCCUACAAUCCGGGACCAAUCAUAGAAUUCCUUCUUCGUCCCUCGGACCCUGAUACACUAUGUUCUGAGAAAAACGUAGAUUCAGCAGCCGAAAUAUUUCUAGCGGAGCUUAAAGACAGGCAAGUAAGAUGCGAGGUACAUAUGGAACGCAUCGGCUGGCUUCUGUUACAUGAAUUACUAUCAUCUCGUCAUUUUACUCUCGCCAUACGCGUCUACUGGAGAAUUCUUCGUUGGGCAGAGAACACGGAGCAGUGUGCAAGUUUAGCCAUUCAGACGUUUCAUCAGCACAAUAACCACAAGGCAGUGAUCAAGAUCUUCUUGCUUCAUUACUCACGCUUGGAGCCCGUAAUGGAAUCCUUUGACAAAACUAUGGACUACGUCCUAAAAUCCGUCGAAGGCUUGGAAGGAUUAAGCGCGGACUCGAUAGUGAAUGCUUUGGUGGAAAUGAAAUGUUCCAGACCGGGAAAGCUCCAAUCUCGAUGGAUAGUGCAGUUGCUGCGUGCUUACUGGACUCGCAGUAAGAAUAUUGCCAGCUCACAAAAGGUAUUUGAAGAUGCAGUCUCCCUUGGACUCUUGGACAAAGUGGAUACCCCAGAAGUCGUAUAUCGCAGCAUGGUGGAGAUUGCAGUCCAAGCAGGAGAUGCAGAGGUGGCACAUUGGUAUGCCGACAAAGUUAUACAUGACCACCCCAAUAUAAAGCACGAGAUCACUCUUAAAUUAGUAGUGCUGAAAGCAAUGGCGGGCGACUGGAAUGGGGUGUUGUCAACUUUCCAAGAAGCACGAGCCAGCCAAUCGAUUCAGCCAGAUUCUUACGACAGCGCCUUUACAGUCGUACUGAAGAUAUUUGCUGAGUCAAACUCAGCUAGUGAUACCCAGGAGUUCGUCAUGCUCUUUGUCCGAGAUAUGGGUGUUCGAUUCCACCCCCAUACGGUCACACUUGUGGCUAAAAGGUAUGGGCAAACUCGUGAUAUGAAAGGGUUGUUGGCGUGGCUAGAACUUUGCAGCCAACAUGGCUUUGCUUUAGAUGCCGGUUUCUCCAACUCAGUUUUACAUAGUUGCUGGGCGAAAUGGGAGAUGAGCUUUCCAGAAUUGCGAAUGGUAUAUGCAAAAAUCAAAGCUCUCAACCCACGUAGCAAUGAUGAGGUGACGCGGAGGAUUAUGAGUCAAGCAGCUCAUCGUUCAGGUAAAGGAUUUGCUAAUGUCCGGCCCGGGAAGAUGAUUACGGUCAACAAAUUGGCAUACAUUGGGAGAUGGUCAAAUCAGCGCAAUGUUUUAGAAGCUAUGAAUCAGGAGUUGAUGGAUAGCAAGCCUACAACAGCGGUUAGCAUAUACAAGCGUGCCAGACGCUCCGGCAUGCCCUUUUCUAGCCACUGUCUUAGGCUCGCCGUCUUAGCAGCACUCCAAGCAAAGAACCUUGGCGCCGGCCCUGCUCUCUCUUUGAUUCAAGAUGCACAUGCUCAGGGCCAUGAGGUGGAGCCUGCCGUGGCUGUCUUCCUUAAGCAACAAAUCGGCGCAUUUUUUGGCAGCCCCGAGGACGUGAUUAUUCACAUGCGAAACCUCAUCAGCGGCUUCGAAUCGGCGCAGAUAGCCAUUGCUCCUGCUGUGCUCACUCACAUGGCAACCACGUGUGUCAAGAUCGGUCAGCCCGAGAAAGCUAUAGCACUAUGCCAUAUGGCUAAGAACAGGACUGGGUCAUCGCAUCUAUGCUUUUCCCGACAAAGCUUCAAAGCGCUUGCAAGUGCUUACUUCGAGUUACUAGAUAUUGUAGGGAUGAGCACUCUCAUAGACGACCUGUGCAAGAGCGAGUUUUCGGCUGACAAGUCGGUCUUGUUACAUCUCAAGUCGAUCCGCAGGCUGGCGAACAAGCUAGACGAGAGCCAUGCCAAGGCAGCGCUUUUAAAAGUGAUAGAGGAUGGAGUCCAGCGUCUCACUCAGUCGCGGGCUGAGAUUCGCUCACAAGGAAAGCUGAUAUCACACAGAACCUUGGAGAUAAUAGAUGAUGCAGUUAAUGACCUGCAGGCGCAGCAAGCGGGGAAGAAGACUGCGACACAAAGCUGUACAGUUGCAUAUCAGGCUGAGGAAAUUCCGCCGCCGGGGAUUGUACAGCACGAGGUAGCUGUAGGAUAAGCAUAGAGCGAACGAUUUUAUAUACAAGGCAUCAAACAUGGAUAUACGGAUACAUAGCAUAGAUACCACGAGAAGGCGCUCAUGUUGCAACAAUAGCUAUUAAAAAAAUUAAAAAAAAACUCAUGAAUCAA